GGGACUCGUUGUCGCAAUCGUCUCAACUUACACCAACCCCACCCAAAGAUAUCUUCUUUCCCAGUCAACGAAGAUGUCCAAGUCCACAGCCGUUGUCAAGGCGUCUGACGCCGUCGCCUCUCCCGUUGACCCUAACCAGAUCACCAAGGCUUCCAAGGCCCUCCUCGCCCACAUCAAGAAGGCCACCGCCGCCUCUACUGCCGUUUCCAAGAACCUUCUCGCCGAUGAGGAGUCGACCGUUGCCGAGACCCCGAUCUGGCUUACCCUCACCACCAAGAAGCACAUCGCCGACACCAACCGUCUGCAACCCUCCAAGAUCGUCCUCCCCAACCCCCUGAACGCCGAUAACGAGUCUACCAUCUGCAUCAUCGUCGCCGACCCUCAGCGCCACUACAAGAACGUUGUUGCUUCUGAAGAGUUUCCCGAGGACCUGCGCAACCGCAUCACCCGCGUCAUCGACGUUACCCACCUCAAGGCCAAGUUCAAGACAUACGAGGCCCAGCGCCAGCUGUUCAACGACCAUGACAUCUUCCUUGCCGACGACAGAAUUGUCAACCGUCUUCCCAAGCACCUGGGCAAGACCUUCUUCAAGAGCACCGCCAAGCGCCCCGUUCCUGUUGUGUUCAUGAAGCAGAGGGAGAAGGUUGACGGCAAGCGGGUGGCCAAGCCCAAGGGUCCCAAGGCCAAGCGCGACCCCGUGGAGAAUGUCAAUGCUAGACCUACACCAGAGAUUGUGGCUGAGAUCCGCAAGGCCAUUGGCUCGGCGCUCGUUUCGCUGAGCCCCUCCACCAACACCGCCAUCAAGGUCGGCUACGCCAGCUGGGACGCCGAGAAGCUCGCGGCGAACGUCGAGAAGGUCAUUAACGAGCUUGUCGAGCGCUUCGUGCCCCACAAGUGGAGCAACGUCAGGAGUUUCUACCUCAAGGGCCCCGAGACGGCGGCCCUUCCCAUCUACCAGACCGACGAGCUCUGGCUCGACGACAGCAAGGUCAUCGCCGACGGCGCCGAGCCCGAGAAGGCCAACAUCGGCAAGAAGCGCAAGGCCGCCGAUGACGAGACUGAGGCUAAGGCCGAGGAAGGUGCUAAGGACGAGAGCAGGCCGAAGAAGAAGGCCAAGAAGGCUGCUGCUGCCGCCGCUUUGCCCGAGAGCAACGACGACAAGCUCGACAAGGAGAUUGCCACGCGGAAAGCGACAUUGAGGAAGCAGAAGGCUGCGGCGAAGAAGGCUGUUGAGGUUUAAUAUCUUUUAUUUUCUCUAAACUCUGAUCUGAAGGGACUG
Molecule: messenger RNA, 1279 nt
Organism: Neurospora tetrasperma FGSC 2508
Lineage: Eukaryota; Fungi; Ascomycota; Sordariomycetes; Sordariales; Sordariaceae
Exons: 3
Coding region: 74-1240 (388 amino acids)
Cellular component (GO): 90S preribosome
Source: RefSeq, a predicted model, not a curated record